Dinoponera quadriceps is the source of this 1510-nucleotide messenger RNA. RefSeq names its product GTP:AMP phosphotransferase AK3, mitochondrial (gene Ak3). Gene Ontology annotation, molecular function: ATP binding; AMP kinase activity. Gene Ontology annotation, cellular component: mitochondrion; cytoplasm. The transcript is spliced from 4 exons. Lineage: Eukaryota; Metazoa; Arthropoda; Insecta; Hymenoptera; Formicidae. The record is from RefSeq and is a predicted model, not a curated record. The coding region runs from base 295 to 966 and encodes 223 amino acids. Gene Ontology annotation, biological process: nucleobase-containing compound metabolic process.
CGCGAUCUCGCGAUUACGAGAUCGAGCGACGGAAUUGCAUCACGACGUUCUCGCGGGAGUAGCGCGGGCGCCUCGCCAGCUGAUUUCGCCUUAUCACCCGUAUCAAAGUCCGCCCGAGAUGGGAGGGAGGCCGGAGGGGAAGAAGGCGACAACGCGUGUGUUGGUUCGGCGAGUUUCAUCGGCGAGCCGACGACGUCGUCGAACGUCGUGUCGCGCGUCUCUAACUGCGGCCAAUCGUCCGUAUCGGCGAUCAUCACGGAGAAGCUGCGCGGAUUAUACAAUUGGCUCUGCCUCAUGGUGGCGAUCUCCACGUGCCGCGCCGCCGUCGCCACGGCCUUCAGGGCCGUAAUAUUGGGCGCGCCGGCCUCCGGCAAAGGCACGGUGUCUUCCAGGAUCGUCGAGCAGUUCGGUGUAUCGCAUAUAUCCAGCGGAGACAGGCUGCGCUUCCACGUGUCCACCGGCACUGAUCUAGGUAAGAAAGUGAAGAAAUACAUGGACAGCGGCAGCUUCGUACCGGACGAUAUAAUGAUAUCCUUGAUCGGCCAGGAGGUCGAGUCGCUGGAGAACCCAAAUUGGUUGCUGGAUGGAUUUCCGAGGACGCUGGCGCAGGCGGAACAACUGCAGAACCUGCAUCCGAUCAGCGUCGUGCUGAAUCUCGUGGUGCCGACCUCCGUUAUACUGGACAGGGUGAGGAGUAGAUGGGUCCACUUGUCCAGCGGCCGGGUCUACAACAUCGGCUUCAACGACCCACGAGUGCCGGGCAAGGACGAUGUAACCGGAGAGCCGUUGAGCCAAAGAGAGGACGACAAGCCGGAGGUCGUGCAGAAGAGGCUACAGGAUUACACAACGAAGACUGAACCUGUCGUGCAGUUCUACCGCGAUAUUGGGAUACUGAGGGAAUUCCGCGGCAACACCACCAACGAAAUGUGGCCGGUGAUCAAGGAUUUCGUGGCGCAACACGUCUAAUCUUUCCAUUGUCAGAUUUCCUCGACGAAUCCCCAUAUCAGCGAAUCGAUCGGUCGCGUAGAUUCGACCUAUUCGGAUCAGUCGGAUUCUUAGAUGCAGUCUAGGAAAAGUAGUCUGCCAAAUUUAGUUCAAUUCUAAGGCCUAAGAAUUUUUUUACAUUCUUAUAGUAUUUAAAAGUUUAUGUCAGUUUCGUUUUUAUAUUGAAGAAGUCUUUUAUAUCUUUGCAUCUAAGAAUUAAAUUAUGAAUAGAUAGGGGGGGGAGGAGGAAGGGGAAGAGUGGACCUAAAAUCGAUUUGAUUCACACGCAAACACACCGUAUAUGAUCUUAAAAAAGAAAAAAAAAAUGUUUGAAGACGACUGCGGUUACAACGACAGUAAGAAAAUGCGCGCUGUGCUUCUGCGCUUAUUUUGCCCGUGGCACACUUUCGUACACAUACGCGCGCGUUCGGCUUUAAGUUACGUGCCAAUAACGGCCGACCUCGGUAUCGACAAUAAUUGCACAUGACUUCGAGAGAUAAAAUGCUGGUGAGAUAAUCUAACGAGA